AAAGAAAGGAUGAAGGAAGGCAAGGAUAAAGACGCCCGCUAUACCAACGGGCACCUCUUCACUUCCAUCACAGUCUCUGGCAUGACCAUGUGUUACGCGUGUAACAAGAGCAUCACCGCAAAAGAGGCACUGAUUUGUCCAACCUGUAAUGUGACCAUCCACAACCGAUGCAAAGACAGCCUACCAAACUGCACCAAAGUCAAGCAAAAGCAGCAAAAAGCCGCCUUGCUGAAGAACAGUUCGGCGUUGCAGACAGUGUCCCUCAGGAAUAAAACCAUCACACGGGAGCGUCCCAAUUCUGCCAUUUACCCGUCAGAGAGUUUCCGGCAGACCUUGCUGGGAUCCCGCCGAGGCCGUCCUAGCUUGUCGCUUUCCAAAAGUGUCUCCACGACAAACAUUGCAGGGAGCUUCAACGACGAAUCCCCGCUGGGCAUCCGGAGGAUCCUCUCUCAGUCCACCGACUCCCUGAACAUGCGCAACCGCACCUUGUCCGUCGAGUCGCUCAUUGACGAAGCUGAAGUCCUUUAUAGCCAGUUGAUGAGUGACUUUGAGAUGGACGAGAAGGAUUUUGACGCAGAUUCCUGGAGUUUGGCCGUGGACAACAGCUUCCUGCAGCAGCACAAGAAGGAAGUCAUGAAGCGCCAAGACGUCAUCUACGAGCUGAUCCAGACAGAGCUGCAUCACGUCCAGACCCUGAAGAUCAUGACCAACCUCUUUCGCAAGGGGAUGCUGGAAGACCUGCAGAUGGACGCCUCGGUGGUGCAGAGCAUGUUCCCCUGCGUGGACGAGCUCAGUGAGAUCCAUGGCAGCUUCCUGGCCCGCCUUUUGGAACGCCGGAAGGAAUCUCUGGCUGACGGCAGCCCCAAGAAUUUUGUAAUCAACCGCCUGGGAGACAUCCUGAUCCAGCAGUUUUCAGGCCCUACUGCCGAGCAAAUGAAGAAGGCCUACUCAGAGUUCUGCAGCCAUCACACCAAAGCUGUCAAGCUCUACAAAGAGCUCUUCACUCGGGACAAGCGGUUCCAGCAGUUCAUCCGG
Molecule: messenger RNA, 1035 nt
Organism: Protobothrops mucrosquamatus (brown spotted pit viper)
Lineage: Eukaryota; Metazoa; Chordata; Lepidosauria; Squamata; Viperidae
Product: rho guanine nucleotide exchange factor 2-like
Exons: 8
Biological process (GO): regulation of Rho protein signal transduction; positive regulation of neuron differentiation; actin filament organization
Cellular component (GO): ruffle membrane; cytoskeleton
Molecular function (GO): microtubule binding; guanyl-nucleotide exchange factor activity
Source: RefSeq, a predicted model, not a curated record